AUGAUACUCAGAAAUGCCGCCAUCCGGCAUGGCCGGAGAGCAUUGGCAUCUCCUGUCAAGGGGGCUUGCCUUCGAUGCCUCUCGACCGAGCCGACGACGCCCGCAUCACCGACGCCUCCUCCCCAGAGCGAACCAGCUUCAUCAUCCCAAAGUCAAUCAACGACGGCUGCGCCCUACUACAACAGCACGAUCCCGCCGAGAUGGGGCACACGCGCCGCGACCGCCCCGGACACGAUAGCACAGGACUAUGUCGCCAUGACGAAGCUGCAAAAGAAGACGUCGAAGCUAGGAUCCAUGGUUGAACAGCGCUACAGGCCGGGCGAUCUCCUCAAGAACCCCCCGGCACCCAAGGACAUCACCCUCGAACUGCUGAUGGCGUCGCAGACGCACAUGGGGCACAACACCUCCUUAUGGAAUCCGGCCAACUCUCGCUACAUCUACGGCGUGCGCCAGGGCAUCCAUAUCAUCAGCCUCGAGCAGACGGCGGCGUACCUGCGCCGCGCGGCGAGGGUGGUGGAGGAGGUGGCCUACCACGGCGGCCUGAUCCUCUUUGUCGGCACGCGCAAGGGCCAGAUGGAGAUCGUCGUCAAGGCGGCCGAGCUCGCCAGCGCCUGCCACCUCUUCACCAAGUGGACGCCGGGCACCAUCACCAACCGCGACCAGAUCCUGGCCAGCGGCGCGCUGAGGGUCGUGGAUGAGCAGGACCGCGAGCUGCAAGGGUUCGACAGCCACCUGCAGGAGAGGCGGCCUCUGGUGCCGGACCUGGUGGUCGUGCUGAACCCGCUCGAGAACUUUGUGCUCCUGCACGAGUGUGCUGCGGCCAACAUCCCCACGAUCGGUGUGAUUGAUACGGACGCCGACCCGACCCGGGUUACGUAUUCCAUCCCCGCCAACGAUGACAGCUUGCGAUCGGUUGCUGUCAUUGCGGGCGUCCUGGGACGGGCUGGUGAGAUUGGCCAGAAGAGGAGAGUGCAGGAUGCCAAGAACGGGGUCGUAAGCUGGCAGACCCCGGCAGACGUGGCUAGAUACAUGGAGAUUGAGACAGCUCGCCAGAAGGAGGAGGAGUCCCGCCUCGAAAGGGAUGCUGCGGUGCAGAGCAGGAGGGAAGAAGACCGGUUACAAGCUCAGGAGGCCUUGAAAAUGGCGUGA
This is a messenger RNA of Thyridium curvatum, 1149 nucleotides long. RefSeq lists its product as uncharacterized. NCBI's taxonomy places the organism in Eukaryota, Fungi, Ascomycota, Sordariomycetes, Thyridiales, Thyridiaceae. Gene Ontology annotation, biological process: translation. The transcript is spliced from 3 exons. Bases 1 to 1149 code for a protein of 382 amino acids. The record is from RefSeq and is a predicted model, not a curated record. Gene Ontology annotation, molecular function: structural constituent of ribosome. Gene Ontology annotation, cellular component: ribosome; mitochondrial small ribosomal subunit.